AAUUACCUGGAUCUUCAGUCUGCCGUCAGACUGCUACAAGUGUCGUGAUCCGCUGAGGACUUAAAUAGGAGUGACCUCGGGGCUGGGAGAGAGAAGUGGGAGAGACAGGCUGACCGAAGCUAUCGUGCGGACAUGUCUGAGCCUAUUAGAGUUCUGGUGACCGGCGCUGCUGGGCAGAUUGCCUAUUCUCUGUUGUUCAGCAUUGCCAAGGGAGAUGUCUUUGGCAAAGAUCAGCCAGUCAUCUUGCUCCUUUUGGACAUUACGCCCAUGUUGCCAGUCCUGGAUGGUGUUGUCAUGGAGCUACAGGACUGUGCACUCCCACUUCUGAGAGAUAUUAUCCCCACUGACAAGGAGGAAGUGGCCUUCAAGGACCUGGACGCAGCCAUUUUGGUGGGCUCCAUGCCCAGGAAGGACGGCAUGGAAAGGAAGGACCUGCUCAAAGCCAACGUGGCCAUCUUCAAGAGCCAGGGAGCCGCCCUGGAGAAGUACGCCAAGAAGACCGUCAAGGUGCUGGUUGUGGGAAACCCUGCCAACACCAACUGUCUGAUUGCAGCCAAGUCUGCUCCCUCCAUCCCCAAAGAGAACUUCUCCUGCCUCACUCGCCUGGACCACAACAGGGCUCGCUCCCAGGUGGCGAUGCGCUGUGGCGUUCCUGCCACCCAUGUGAGGAAUGUGAUCAUCUGGGGCAACCACUCGUCCACCCAGUACCCAGACGUCCAUCACUGCUUGGUCAACAUGUCUGGUAGUGAGCUCGCCUGCUUUGAUGCAGUCAAGGAUGAUGCCUGGCUUAAAGGGGAUUUCAUCACUACAGUGCAGCAGAGAGGCGCUGCAGUCAUCAAGGCCAGGAAGCUGUCCAGCGCCAUGUCUGCAGCCAAGGCCAUCUGUGACCACAUGAGAGACAUCUGGACAGGCACCGCCGAUGGUGAAUUCAUCUCCAUGGGUGUUUACUCCUCUGGCAACUCCUAUGGAGUCCCAGACGACCUCAUCUAUUCAUUCCCUGUUCAGAUCAAGGACAAGACCUGGAAGAUUGUGGAGGGCCUGGCCAUCAAUGGCUUUUCCCAAACAAAGAUGGAUGCCACAGCAGCAGAGCUGAUUGAGGAGAGAGACACAGCUGUGGCUUUCCUGGGAGUAUGACUAGACCCCUUAAAGCCACCCAACCAGUACUUAGACAGCCCCAAAACUCCAGACGCACGCCUGUGAUAAAGCACUCCACCAACCCCUGCAUAACUCUUUAUGUGUGUGAGUGAGAGCGAGUGAGAGAGUGAGUUAGUGUUUAUGAGUGUAAAGUUGGAUUUAUAUUUGUGCGUUGGGAGGCUACAGCGUAGAAAUGAGCCUGUGCACACCUAGCUAAGCUCCACCUUUUUCAAACUGCACAGCAGCUACAGAGAUCUCAACUGGAGACAGUGAUUUGCUAGCUUGGGUUGCUUCUCUUUUGUUUCACAAACACUCAGUACUUGGGGGGCACCCUGGUAGCUCACCUUGCACCUGUGUACCACACAUCAAGUCCUUACCGCAGUGGCCAGGGCAGGGUUCAAGUCUGGCCUGGGCCCUUUGCAGCAUGUCCUCUCUCUUUCUGUCUCCCCUGUCUUUUCUAUCUCUCUACUGUCACUGUCAGUUAAGGGGGGGGGGGUCACCAGAUAUACCCUGUGAUCUGGCAAAGGCAUUUGCACUACAAACCUUCUACUUGCUCUGAUCUACACUGUCUAUUACAAAGUGGGUGGAAAAAAAGAAGGUAAUCAGGUUUACAUUGGCUAUAAGUGAUUGCCCGACCUUAGCUUCCAUUCAGUUGAGACUCCUACAGCAGGGCUGCUGUACACUGAUGCACAAAUAUAACUCCAACUAAAGUGAACAGUAUACUGAAAGUACACCAAAUAUGUUACCAGCUAUUUACAUACACUUUUCUCUGGGGGUAAGUGAAACAUGGAUGGUUGUUACAUAGUCAAUUGCAUUAACACUGGAAUGGAUAACUUUCAAAGUUGAAACAAUAAAAAAAUGAAACCAUGUA
Messenger RNA from Morone saxatilis (striped sea-bass), 2005 nucleotides. It is a transcript of the gene mdh1ab, whose product is annotated as malate dehydrogenase 1Ab, NAD (soluble). NCBI's taxonomy places the organism in Eukaryota, Metazoa, Chordata, Actinopteri, Moronidae. Gene Ontology annotation, molecular function: L-malate dehydrogenase (NAD+) activity. The transcript has 9 exons. Gene Ontology annotation, cellular component: mitochondrion; cytosol. Bases 133 to 1134 code for a protein of 333 amino acids. The record is from RefSeq and is a predicted model, not a curated record. Gene Ontology annotation, biological process: oxaloacetate metabolic process; malate metabolic process; tricarboxylic acid cycle.